Racocetra persica is the source of this 579-nucleotide messenger RNA. NCBI's taxonomy places the organism in Eukaryota, Fungi, Glomeromycota, Glomeromycetes, Diversisporales, Gigasporaceae. The record is from the annotation of a GenBank genome assembly.
GAUUCAUUCCGGCUUUUCACACUUUCAAAGAAGCUGCAUUUGCUGGUUAUUUUGGUCCAAUAGGAAUUGGCGCUAUAUUCUUAGCUAUGACUGUUGAAAAAGAAAUCAGUAGAAGACUAAAUGAUGAAUUAAGAGAUAUUGAUGACGGAUCCAUGUUACGUAUUCAAGAAAUAACUUUUCCAAUUGUUGCAUUCAUUGUCCUCAGCUCGGUGAUCGUACAUGGAAUCACUGUUCCAAUACUUAAUUUUGGUUCAAGAAUUGAUAUCGAACGAUUUCCAAGUAUAGCUAGUAUCAGCAGUCAAGUAGCAAGACUACCAGUAAUAGAUUUUGUCGAAAGUUUAACUUUAGAAAGAGAUAAUAAGGGUCGCGUAAGGAAGAAGGAAAAGAUGAAGGCUGAAUUUGCACCUAAAAACAAAGAUGAAUUCUAUCAGGAUGUUCACAAGGAAAAUAUGGAAGAGGAGCAAAAUGAGGGAAAUGGUGUUUAUAUACAUAAUCAUAUAGAAACUGAUUUAUUAAUUGAAAAUGAGCAAAAUGACCAAGAUAAUGUUAAUUCUGUUGAUUACCAUUGGUUACACUCUA